AUGGAUUUCAGUGUACGGAUGAUAAUGAGUGUGCAAGACCAGGAAUCUGCCACUGGAAUGCUACUUGCACCAACAACCCUGGCUCCUACAUGUUGCAAGAACCUGCAAGGAACCUACACCUGCCUCUGUAACAGUGGCUAUCAAAGCAACGGACAGACAUGUGUGGACAUCAAUGAAUGUGAAAUCAACUUCUGCAGCCCAUUUGCUGAUUGUACUAACUUGCCAGGCUCAUAUCGAUGUACCUGUCCUGAAGGAUUUAAUGGAAAUGGCUUAGCUUGUGUAGACAUUAAUGAGUGUGAUAGAAAGAACAGCUGUGACCCCAAUGCAUUAUGUACAAAUCUGCUCGGAAGCUACAAAUGUUCCUGCCGCUCUGGGUUCCUGGGCAUUGGUACAAAGUGCACUGACAUUAAUGAAUGUGCUACUGCUAACGUUUGCCCAGCCGUUGCUGCAUGUGUCAACACAGCAGGUUCAUUCUUCUGUGACUGUGGUCAAGGCUAUAACUUUAGUCAAAAUCAGUGUGUAGAUUUGGAUGAAUGUGCCAUAGGACUUUGCAGUCCUUAUGCUUCUUGUGAAAAUAUGCCUGGUUCAUACAAAUGCUCGUGCAUAGCUGGUUUUAAAGGUGAUGGGCUUGUAUGCGAAGAUGUGGAUGAGUGCGUCACAGAAAAGCGGUGCCAUGUUAAUGCACUCUGUAUAAAUUUACCAGGGAAAUACAACUGCAGCUGUAUGGUGGGAUAUACAGGGAAUGGUGUGUUGCAGUGCACAGAUGUAAAUGAGUGUCUUGUUGAAAAUGGUGGCUGCAAAAACAGAGCAACAUGUUCCAACAGUAAGGGGUCUUUCUCUUGCAUUUGCCCCUCAGGCUUUCGGCUAGUCAAUCAUACCACCUGUCAGGACAUCGAUGAAUGCCAGCUUCCUGAAAAGGUUUGUGGCACCAAUGAGCAGUGCACAAACCUGGAAGGAUCAUAUUCAUGCCAGUGUAAAGCAGGCUUCAGUCGAAUCAUUGAUGACUUCUGCUCUGAUAUUGAUGAAUGUGAACUUCAGAAACCUUGUCAUCAAAAUGCCACCUGCUUGAAUUUGGCAGGCUCCUAUUCAUGUACCUGCAAAAGUGGCUUCAAGGGAAAUGGUGUAACAUGUGAAGACAUAAAUGAAUGUGCACUUGGUGGUAUAUGCCAUCUACAUGCUAAUUGCUACAACUAUAUUGGUGAAUUCUUGUGUAAAUGUCACCAGGGUUUUAUAGGUGAUGGUUUCACCUGUACAGAUGUAGAUGAAUGUGUUGUUUCAAAUGCUACUUGUCCAGGAAUCUCUGUAUGUGUCAAUUCCUUGGGAGCAUAUGUCUGUUCAUGUCUGAAUGGGACAGUAGCAUACAACAACACCUGUGUCUUCCCUAGUCUUGAAUGUGAUCCUGCCUGCCAUCCACAUGGACUCUGUCAUCCUUCACCUUCUGGCUAUCAAUGUGUGUGUGAUGUGGGAUUCAAAGGGGAUGGACUUACUUGCUCAGACAUUGAUGAAUGUGAAGAGAAUGUGUGCCUAAUGAAAGAGACACAGUGUGUCCAUAAUCCAGGAUCCUUUGAAUGCAUAUGCAAAAGGGUUACUCUUUCAAUGGAACAAAAUGCACGGGAUGUGGACGAAUGUAAAGAAAACUCAACUUUGCCUCAUAACUGCAGUCUCCUCGCCACGUGCAGUAACACAGAGGGUUCCUACAUUUGCAAGUGCAUGGAGGGAUACUCGGGAGAUGGGUUUACCUGUAAUGAUCUGGAUGAGUGCUUUCCACAUUCAACCUGUGGGAACAACAUGACCUGUCAAAACUUUCCUGGAACAUUUACCUGCACAUGCACCCUUGGUCUGGUCUAUGAUCUGGGUACAUGUGUAACUGAGAAAGACUGUUUCCUGCUUAACAGAACAGAAUGUCAAGACAUUGACGAAUGCCUUGCAGAUGACAGUCCCUGCAAUGCCAACACUGUAUGCAUCAACAAACCUGGAUCAUACCUGUGCUCAUGUCCACCGGGACAUCAAGAGGAAAAUGGUAACUGCAUCGACAACAAUGAAUGUGCAAAAAACACGACCUGCCACCCCCUGGUUCUGUUUGCGUGGAUCUUGAUGAAUGUCAGGCCAAUAGAGGUAUAUGCCAUCCUGCGGCCACAUGCUACAACUCCAUAG
Danio aesculapii is the source of this 2154-nucleotide messenger RNA. RefSeq names its product fibrillin-2-like. Bases 1 to 2154 code for a protein of 717 amino acids. NCBI's taxonomy places the organism in Eukaryota, Metazoa, Chordata, Actinopteri, Cypriniformes, Danionidae. The record is from RefSeq and is a predicted model, not a curated record. Gene Ontology annotation, molecular function: calcium ion binding. The transcript has 6 exons.